CAAAGAACAGUUUUUCUGUCCUGUCCGUGCAACUGACUGGGGCGCCUGCGCGCUCGCGGACUGUGCGCGGGGUCUCCCGCCCCGCGGUUCAAAUGCUGUGCUGCUGGGCCGACGCCAUUUUGUCUCUUCCUUCUUUCCCGAGCCGCCUGGGCUCUGAGGCGACCGUCUCGCCUUCGCUGGAAGAUGGCGUGGCCUAAGCUGGGAGGCGGUCAUCGCAUCCUUAGGAAACCUGGAAACCCCGCGGGCGGAAAGACUCGGCCGCGGCGACUGCGCUGAGGUAAGGCCCGGCCUGCCAUGGAGCCCAGCAGGGAGCGGGAGCCGGCCAGCCCUUGCCCGCCCUCUCUGCCGCAGCCCCAGCCCGACGCCCCGUUUUCGUGGCUGCGGCUCUUCUCGCAGCUGCUGCAGCGCCUCCUGCCCAGCCCGGCCACCUCCGAUCUCCUCCUGGAGGCCGAGGCCCGCGCGACCGCCCGGGAGCCCUCCUUGCCCCUGUGGGGGCCCGCCGAGCUCGCGCCGCUUCUGGUCAGGCACCACUUCGGCCUGGUCUCCUCCUCCUUCGUGCUGAGUGGCGCCGAGGAGAGCCCGCUGCCUCGGCCCUUGAGCGCGUCUUGGGAGGAGCUGCCCGAGGCCCAGCACAUCCGCUCCAAGCUGCCCGAGAUCUUGCAACGCCUGCAGCAGCGGGGCAGCAAGGCGGGGCCGGAGGUGCCAGAUCCCGAUUAUGGCUAUCAUAGCUUGGAGGAAGAGCAGCCGCGGGAGUCCGGGGCGCCGAGAGAGCCCGCGGAGUCGUCGGUGGAUGACCGCCAACCAGCGCAAGAGGGGACGGGCCCCGGAAACAUGCGCGGGCCUCCCGCUGGGGGGGAUCUCUGUGAGGAGGCGGGGGCCGAGGCCGGACCCGUCCCCGAGGAGGACUCGGAUUUAGAGCAAGACUUGUGGCCGGCGGCGGCCAGGCCGGCGUGUGCUAACAAACUCAUAGAUUACAUCCUGGGGGGCGCCUGCAGCGGGGAGGAAAGCGAGGCGGAGGAAGAGGAGGAUGACUGGGGUGGGGACGAGGAGGACGAUGAUGGGUUUGAUAGUGAAGGCUCCCUUUCGGAAUCUGAUACGGCCAGCCAGGAUGGGGAGAGGACGCAUUUGUGGAACUCCUUUUGUAGCCUAGAUCCUUACAACCCUCAGAACUUCACGGCUGUUAUUCAGACUGCUGGGAACGAAGUCAAAAAAGAGCCUCUCGGUGAGCCAAAUAGGGUAGAGGAUGUGGAGGAUUCUUCCUCUUGGACGGAAAGUUCUGGGGAGGAAGAUGAAUGGGAGUCUAGUGGCCUAGAUGAAGCUGAAAACUUGAAGCUAUGGAACUCUUUCUGUAAUUUAGAGGACCCUUAUAAUCCUUUCAACUUUAAGGCGCAGUUUCAGACUGCAGGAAAGAAAGGGAAGCACGACUUUAAAGGACCAACAGAGAUGUGCCUUGGUCUCUCGCAACAGAGUGUCUAUCUUAGUUGUCAGGUGCAUGUACUUGAUAACCAUGAGCCUGAGAUUAAGGAAACUGUGAAGCAUGGUAUCCUUUCUACAGAAAAGUGCAUGAAGAAGAAGAAAAAGGUGACUUUCUUAGAAGAAGUUACUGAGUAUUAUGUGAGCAGUGAGGAAGAUCGCAAAGGACCUUGGGAAGAACUUGCACGUGAUGGGUGCAGAUUCCAUAAACGAAUUCAAGAAACUGAAAAUGCUAUUGGGUACUGCUUAACAAUGGAACACAGGCAGCAAAUAAUACAAAGGAUCCAGGAAAUGUGUUACAGAAACCUUGAUGUUUUCUAGCACCUUAAUAAACUAUAAAAACACUCAUGCAUUUAAUUAAUGAUACUUAUGAACAUCUCGCAAAAGAUCACUUUUUCUAAUAAAAUGGCAGCUGCCUACAAAGAUAUAAAACCGGGGUACAAGGAUGAUUAAUCCCACAUUCUAAUACUCUGCCAAUAAAUAUGCUGUAUGUGUUUGGACGUGGUGUUAAAAUAAAUUUUGUUGGGUAACAUCAAGUGAAUACCUAUUCCUUUUUAAAGCUGAGUGUCUUUUUUAGCAAAAGCCAGUCCAGAAAUGCCUCUUUUUGCCAUAUAUAAGUGGAGUUUUGCACUUUUUAAAAGGGAAAAUAUUUUGAAAGUGUAUUUAUUGGGUAUCAAGCCCAGCUGUGCAGUUCUGGUUUAAAGUUUAUAGUUAAAUCCAAUUUUCUUUGAAAAGAAAAUGGAAAUUUUCUGAUUAUUCCUUUUGCUGAGAUGAAUUUCAUUUUACUUUGCAAUCUUGAAUCUAAUGUCAUCCUCCCCUUUACGUAGGUAUUUCUCUCCAAUGUCAAAAGGCUAUAAUUUACUGCAUCUUUGGUUUUAUAGGUCUUGUUCCCAAACGUGCAAAAUCUUUGUAUUGUGCUUUUAUUGCACAUGUGCAGUCUGUAGUAAAUUUUUAAACUACAGCAUGUUGGCCUGCUCUGAGUGGCAGUGUGAAUUUAGGCUGCCGUGAAGAUAGGCAACAGUAUAGUAUGUUUUCCCCCCUUUGAUCAUUUGUAUCUAACAGGAUAUUGCACAGCAUUCCACUCUUAAGCAUGGAUUACUGAAAGUCUACAGCAGUUCUACAUGUUCUUUUAUUAUUAUUAUUAUUAUUAUUAUUAUUAUUAUUAUUAUUAUUAUUUAUAUAGGACUUGAAAACAGCUAGGCACUAUGUAAAGCAUAAACAGUUUAAAUUGGUCUGUUUCAAUUGUGGCCCACUUCAUGAAAAAUACAGGUAUUAGCUGCUCAAGACUUGUAACACUUAACAGAUGUUUACCAAAGAUCAGUAUUAACAUAAUCAUAUAGUGAUAUUGUUUGCAAAAAUAGUACUGAAAUUUCUCCAUAAAGCAUAAUUGUUAAACAACAAAAAUGGGAAGGAUGUUUGGAUUUUAAACAAUUAUUUAAAUGGCAUAGAUAAAGCAUUUCUAAAUAGCGCAGCAUCCAAAGUUAUUUGAGUAAAUGCAUUCAUUUAUAACUGUCGGUUCCAUUUCAUCUGUAGAACUUUAGCACUAAGCUGGGGUGAUACCUAAUUGGUUCAGUAUGCUGCUAUUCUUUGUAACUCACAUUGGAGCCAGAAUUAACCUAUUAGUUUUAUAUGCCCUCUUUCUUGUUCUUGUACAUUGUAGUAGGAAGCAUGCUUUUUUUUGUUUCUUUCUUUUGCUCACAAAAAUAGCUCACUUAACUGAGUUCAGCCUAGCUUUACAAUUUACAUAAUGCCAAUGGAAAUGUUGCUGUUGAAUGUUUACCAUUAUGAUACGUUGUUUUCAUAAACCUAUGUUUGGUCUGUUUGUGUUCAGUAAGCAAGAAACAAAAGGCUUGGAUCCACCAGCGUGGAUCCAGAUGGCAUUUUCUGCUGCAGUGGGAAGGGGAGAGGUGAAAAAGUCAUGCUCUGUGGAUUGGAAUACUUGUGUGUGCAGAAAUAUUCCAAGGGAUCCAAUCUGGUGUGUUCAAGCUUUGAUGUGGCUGUAGCUUUACUGUUGACAAUACUUUCUUUUAGAUCCUGGUGUUCCUGAAAGGGUAUUUUUACUGGAAUACACUGCUGUAGAACUUCAUUGAGCCAUCUAGAGCUGGUAUACUUACUUGAGAAUGAGUCUUACAGAUUCCAAGUAAAUGUGCACAGGUUAAGGAUGCAAAAAUGAUAAUACUGAAAGUACCGACUCUUGCCACUCCAAGUAUUGUCUUUCUAGUUAUCUACAGAGUAAUAGAUGGAAAACAAGUCUGGCUCUCAACUUCAAGCUGUAAAACCCAAGAAAUAUAAUUAAUUUGUCUUCAAAUAGUUUUUCUAUAUAAAGAUUUAGUGGUGCUAAAUAUGGCAAUGAAGGAUGUCUUUCAGAGUCGUUUGAGUAGUGAGACAUGAAAAUCCAGUACUUAUAAACUUUAAAUCAAAACUGUGAUUAAUGAGAGUUUUAUUUUUAUAUCAUUUUAGGAAGGCAAAAGUAGAGCCUAACAACCUUAUAAAUUCACUUUAUACGAGUUUAAAUCAAUUUGCUUGCAAUUCUUUGGAUUUUUAUAUUUAAAAUUAUAUCUGUACAUAAUAAUUUAAAACUAAUCUGUUAAAUAUAAUAAAGAGAUUUUGCAAGUUA
Molecule: messenger RNA, 4090 nt
Organism: Eublepharis macularius
Lineage: Eukaryota; Metazoa; Chordata; Lepidosauria; Squamata; Eublepharidae
Gene: PPP1R15B
Product: protein phosphatase 1 regulatory subunit 15B
Exons: 2
Coding region: 295-1794 (499 amino acids)
Biological process (GO): response to endoplasmic reticulum stress
Cellular component (GO): endoplasmic reticulum; protein phosphatase type 1 complex
Molecular function (GO): protein phosphatase regulator activity
Source: RefSeq, a predicted model, not a curated record